CAUUAUAAAUGCAUCAAUUAUCUUCACCCAUUUUAUUUCUCAGACGAGUUUUAAUUAUUUUUAAUAUAGAGAAAAUGAUCUUUUGCAUGCUACCUAUAUUAAUAAAUUUAAUAGAAAUUUAGUUAGAACUUUAAAAUAAUAUACAUACAAAUUAUUGGAACAUUCUAACUGUAUACUUACUUGAGUACAUGGUAAUGUCAAUAAGUAUUGAUAAGCCACGGUCAAGCAAUUAUAUGCAUUACUAUAUAAAUUAUAUUUUAAAAGAACAUCUGGGUUUUAGAUUCUGAGCGAAGCGAUGAAUGUAUUGAUUUUAUAAAAAUGUGUUUUUUUUUUAUUUUUUCAUUUUUGUGUGCACGGAAAAAAAAAUUACUAUAAAUCUGUAGUUGGAAAGAAGUUAGUUGAAUUAACUAGUUUAGAGUUAACAUAAUCAAAAAAAUGUAUUAGAUUCAACUAAACAAAAAUAGUCGAAAAAUUUAAAUAAACUGUGCUAUAAAUUAUAAUAUAUAGUUGUAUUAUCUAUUAAAUUAGUUAUAAUACUGUUUAAUCGAAGUGAGAUGUUUCUACUAUAAUUUAACUAUAAUUUAUAGUUGUUUCUAUUGUAAUUUGUAGCUGGAAAUCCUGUAAAUAUUCUAUUUAUACAUUGUGUGCCAUCGUUGUGGCGUAGGCUUUGGAACGCGGGUUGCGGGGGUCACUGGCCGGUUUCGUGUCGCGUACUAUAAUAACCGCCACUUCUAUGUCUAUGGUAAAUUUGAUUUGAUCAUUUUUCGUAAUUUAUAAAACAUAACCUACAAAGUACAAACUGAACCUGGAAGUUCGCUGUUCGGACGUCUAUUUUUGCCGUUGACUUGUUAAUUUAUUAUUGUUGUUCGUAUUCCGAUGGUACUUACUAGUUACUACCUAUAGUUCGUUAUUCAUUUGCCCGUUUUCGGCUUUUUCUUCUAUAACCUUAUAAGUUAGAAGGUAAGUUUAAUUUAUUUUAUUAUUUUUAUGUUCUCUGCUACUCUGCCUGUAAGCCCUGUAUAGUAUGAUGCCUAGACAAGUUAGUAAUUAAUUAGGUACUAACUAGAUAAUCAGUAGGACGUAGGUAUUUAAAUAAUGCAAUUCAAGCGGUCGGUAGGUAAAGUUAAUAAAAAUAAUAUGAUUAUUAAACCAUUUGACCUUUAUUAAAUAAAAUGUUUGGUUUGAUGUGAGGAAUUAUUAAGGAGCAGGGUCUGGAUAAAAUGCUGGUAAAAAUACUAUAAUAUAUACAUUUAAUACAUUAAUUGUUUUUACAUGUCAUAAUCAAAUAGUAGUUUUAACUUAGUUGCAAUCUUACAAACAUAAUAACAUUUCUAAAUUUUCUAGACCUAAUUAACAUUGCUUUACUAGCAUUAGGUACCUACCUAUUAGGUAUUUAAAUAAAAAUUAUCAUUUUUGGAAAGUGCUACCGUUUAAUCACUUAAAAUAUGUAGGUACCCUCUUCAGAUUUUCCUUAGAAGUAUAUGUGUUCUUUUACAUAAUGUUCUUAUUUUAAAGUCAUUAUUAUUAAUAUUAUUGAGUAAUCAGUACCUACCUUAGUAUUUAGUUUUUUUUUUUUUUAAAUUCAACAUGUGCCUUCAGUAAAUAGGUAGUUACCUACCAUAAAUAACCAUGAGUUUUUUUAUGUAUUUUAAGUGGGUAGGUACCUACUUAAUUAUUUUGAAUAUUAUUUUUUAUAUAAUUCUAAAUUAACUUUACUAUAGGAAACCUAUUUCACUGAUUGCAUAAUGUAGAAACAAAAUAUAAUAUAGAUUAUUGACAAAUAUGCUGCUCUCUCUUAAAGGAUAAGCUUGGUUCCUAAGUGCAAAAUAUUUUUCCCAUACUUUUUAUAGGUAGGUACCUAUAAUUAACACCCACUGGCUACUACAUAUACAAAUUAAAAUAUUUUGAGCUAUAAAAUUUGUAUUAAUUUAUUUUUAAUUUUCAUAAAUAUUACUAUUCUAUAUUGUACCUACCUGCUGCUUAUGAGCAUUCUAACUUUAAGAUUCUGAAUUAAAUAUUAUUCUUACACCAUACAACUAUUUUCAGAUACCUACUAAAAAUGGAUCAAUUUACCAAUGAUUGGUUAAUAUCUAUUGGUUUAUCUAAUUUAACUGUUCGGUUUAAAGGUAAAUAGACAACGCUGAGUAACAUGUAUAUUUUUACUAAGAGUAUAACUGAUAGUUUAAUUAUGACUGUAUUUUUUAAUAGAAGAGGAAAUUGAUAUGGUUGCAUUAUUAGGAUUAACUGAAAUUAUGGUAUGCGAAUUAAUUCCUAAAAUAGGUCAGCGAUCCAAAUUUUCUCAGCAUCUAAAACAGCUAUUAAUCAACGAAAAAGUAAAUACACCAGAAGAUAUUACUAACGUAGAUGAUAUUAAUAGCAUGGAAAUGAUACUACUUGAUUCAAGCAGUCACAUUUUGAACGAUAUAGUUGAAGAGCCAAAUGCUAGCGGAUUGUUAAGCCACAUAGAUAUAGGGAAUGAAGGCUUAUAUGUUAAAGAACUACUAGAGACAUUUCAAGAUGGCUUAAUGGUUAUGACAUUUUACGAUACUAACAAAUUUUUGAAUGCGUCAAUGAGAAAUCAAUUAUCUACCGUAUUAAUUAAAGCUGAACUACAUAAGCAAAAAGAUACCAACAAAUUAGAUAAAUCAACAUUUUGUAAACUAUCAAAAGGCAUUGAACAGUUAUUUCAUAGUGAAACUCAAUAUUCUUAUUUUAUUCCUUAUAAAAAAGAAGGUUCAAAAAUAAGUCCUAACAGGGGAAAAUUAUACGACAAGUACUGCAAUAUAAAAAAAGAAAUACAUAAAAUAACACCAGUGAUAAAAAGAAAAAAUGUUGAAGAUCAUGUAGUUGGCUUGAACAAUGAUGAAGAUACAGAUGAUGAUAUAAACGAUGCACUUUGUUGGCUUCAAAAUAACUCGGAACCAGAUACUACAUUAUUUGAAUUGUGGAACAAAACUAGACAGUAUCGGCUAACCGGACAAAAUAAAAAUAAUGGGAUGAAAAAACCAACUGGCUAUUUACUGAUUGAUAUUGAUUUUAAAUUUCUUCAUCCUAACAAGGAUAUGUGCCUCCUCCAAAAAUUUGAUAUAUUUAAAGUUCAGUUACAAAAAUAUCUCACAAGUAGAAAUGUAAGCCUUGGAGUGAAACAACAUGAAAUUGUGACAACAUUUCUUGGUACCAAUGAAAGCGAUUUAGGAAGAGAUUUUGCUGCUAUUCAAUUAAUCCCAUUUUUAAUAAAACCUGUUAUUUUUAAAUUGAAGACUAAAUCAUUUCAACCAUCUAUAGUGAACAAGCUUCAGCAGUAGUUACAAAUAUUACAAAUGUAAAUGAUCUCAACAAUAUUAAAAGCCAAAAGGUGGAAAAAGCAUUCUCAUUGGGAUUAACUGUUCAGCCGUACAUAGUAAUUGUUGAUAACACCAUCUCAUAUACUCUAGUAGCUGAACA
Metopolophium dirhodum (rose-grain aphid) is the source of this 3444-nucleotide messenger RNA. RefSeq lists its product as uncharacterized. The coding region runs from base 2223 to 3305 and encodes 360 amino acids. The record is from RefSeq and is a predicted model, not a curated record. The transcript is spliced from 7 exons. NCBI's taxonomy places the organism in Eukaryota, Metazoa, Arthropoda, Insecta, Hemiptera, Aphididae.